AUGCCGAAAAGUCGAGAGUUAUCCUCGGCUCCCGAGGAGGAGGAGCAGAGGCAGUUGGAAGUGAACAACAAGAUCUCUAGGCCUGAAGUUGUACAAACUCAAGGUCAUAAUCUCUGCAAUCGAGAAUCUUCAGCUCUCCCACCAUCUAAGGGAGUCGAGGAUUCCUACUUGUCAUUGGCCGUAGCUCCUCCAAGACGUAGCCCUUUUACCCUAAACAUUCUAGCUGAAGCGCUCCUAGCAGACCUCAAGGUGUCGAAUCUAUCGGAAUAUGAUGGGACGGGAGACCUACAAGAACACUUAGACAAAUUUUACGCCAAGAUUGAUUGGUACGAUUUGAGUGACGCCGCUUACUGCAAGGUCUUCCGCACUACGCUCUCGAAACGUGCAUUAGCCUGGUUCAACCAACUACCCGAUGGAAAUAUUUCUAGCCUCGAGCGGUUGGUUCAACGUUUCUUGCAUCACUUCUCCAUGAACAAAAAUGUUCCUAAAAUGGCUGCAUCUCUAUUUACCAUUCAUCAAAGGGAGGGCAAAACUUUGAGAGACUACAUCCAAAGAUUUGUGGACGCAGUGCAUGAAGUUCCCCAUGUUAAUCAUGAGUUGUUGGCUAGUAUUAUCCAACAGAACCUGCUAUCGGGAAGAUUCAAGGAGUCUAUAACCGGCAAGCCCCCUAGCACCAUGGGAGAUUUACUCGUGCGCUCCCAGAAAUACAUUCGAAUUGAGGAGCCUAAUGCUUUGGAUCCUUCCCUUAGUGGCAAAAGGAAGGGUCGAGAAGAGAAAAAGGAGCUGAAAAAGAAAGAGGAAUUCAAGCAUGUACCACCGGCGGGGUUUGCUCACUAUACCCCGUUCAAUGCUCCCAGGGGGGAGAUAUUAAUGGUGGCGGAACAGCAAGGGCUAAUCAGUCAAUGGCCGGUAAAGAUGAAAGAUAACCCCAAGAGACUCAAAUCCAAUAAGUAUUGUUGUUUUCACCGGGACAGGGGACGCACGACAGAGGAAUGCCAUCACCUGAAGAAUGAAAUAGAAAAAUUGAUCCAGCGGGGACACUUAAAGGAAUAUGUCAACCACUAUCCCCAAGGACGCCAAUUUGACCGUGGGCCGAAUGCGCUAACUCCUCGUGAUGAUAACUAUCCCAUCGAAAGAGUUAUCUUGUGA
Molecule: messenger RNA, 1149 nt
Organism: Sesamum indicum (sesame)
Lineage: Eukaryota; Viridiplantae; Streptophyta; Magnoliopsida; Lamiales; Pedaliaceae
Source: RefSeq, a predicted model, not a curated record